Messenger RNA from Magnolia sinica, 1178 nucleotides. RefSeq names its product endonuclease 2-like. Bases 54 to 947 code for a protein of 297 amino acids. Gene Ontology annotation, molecular function: endonuclease activity; nucleic acid binding. The record is from RefSeq and is a predicted model, not a curated record. Gene Ontology annotation, biological process: DNA catabolic process. Lineage: Eukaryota; Viridiplantae; Streptophyta; Magnoliopsida; Magnoliales; Magnoliaceae. The transcript is spliced from 8 exons.
GAUAAAGAAGAGAGAAAGAGAGAGAGAGAGAGAGAGAGAGAGAGAGAGAGGACAUGGGCUCCCAUGUAGUAUUCCUUCAAGUGCUUUUGAUAGCUCUCAGUGCAACUCCAUUCAUAGAUGGUUGGGGUAAGGAGGGCCAUUCCAUGGUCUGCAAGAUAGCACAGCAACGACUGACGGUGGAUGCAUCGGCAGCGGUUCUCGAUCUUCUUCCAGAGGCCGCAGGAGGCGAACUUUCAGAGGUGUGUUCAUGGGCAGACGAGGUCCGGUUCCGGUACCGAUGGUCAAGUCCGUUGCACUACAUAAAUACGCCAGGGGUCUGCACCUUUCAGUAUAAGAGGGAUUGCCACAAUUCCAAAGGAGUGGAUGAUAUGUGCGUGGUUGGAGCAAUCAACAACUACACUUCACAAUUAGAGUCCUAUGGAGACUCAUCAGUUCAGUAUAACUUGACAGAGAGCUUAAUGUUCCUGGCCCAUUUUGUGGGAGACGUACAUCAACCUCUACAUGUAGGAUAUGAGGCAGAUGAAGGUGGUAACACCAUACGCGUCAGAUGGUACCGCAGGAUGACCAAUCUUCACCAUGUGUGGGACGUGAGUAUAAUAGAGACGGCCAUGAAGGAUUUCUACAGUAAUGAUCUCAAUCUCUUGACCGAAGCCAUCCAACAGAAUCUCACCGAUGUAUGGUCGGAUCAAAUCACUAAAUGGGAGACUUGUAAUAAAAAACGAGUUACUUGCGCAGAUACGUAUGCAUCAGAGAGCAUUCGACUUGCAUGUAAUUAUGCAUAUAAGGAUGUCGAAAACGGAAUGACAUUAGACGAUGAUUAUUUCCUUUCGCGGCUUCCCGUUGUUCAAGAGAGGAUUGCACAAGCUGCUGUGAGAUUGGCUGCUCUCCUCAAUCACAUCUUCAAUGCCAGCGUCAGCGAAAGAAAUCCAACGGUAGCAGAGAUAUGAAUGCUCCAUGGGGUUCAUCAAACGGCCAUCAAUUAAUAACAGAAGGGACUUGGACGGCCAGAAUUACUCAAUUUGUGUCAUUCUUGGGUUCGCCCAUACAAUCUGGGACCCGCUGUUGGACGACCACAUAUAUUUAGCAGGUUUCGUUGCCCCACGUAUUUUGUGCACUCCAAAUUUCGAAUGUCUUAUUAGUUUAUUCUGUCUUGAUCAUGGAGGAUUUUACAUCCAACA